Diabrotica balteata is the source of this 1213-nucleotide messenger RNA. Lineage: Eukaryota; Metazoa; Arthropoda; Insecta; Coleoptera; Chrysomelidae. The record is from the annotation of a GenBank genome assembly.
AUACCUCCAAGAAUAUGUGGCAUUAGGUACAGCUGGUGGCUUGUACCAUUUUAGAGAUCAAAUUAGAUUUGGAAAUCCAGAGGCAUUUUUUGUAAUGAAUGGUGAUGUAUGUUCGGAUUUUCCCUUAGCUGAACUUUACCAAUUUCACAAAGAAACGUGGGAAAAAUCUGGCAAAAAAAGCAUUAGUUACAAUAAUGGGAACAGAAGCAACUAGACAUCAGUCUCUAAACUAUGGAUGCAUAGUUACAAAUAAAGAGACUUUGGAAGUGACUCACUAUGUUGAAAAACCCAGUUCAUAUGUGUCAACAUUAAUAAAUUGUGGAGUAUAUGUAUUUUCUCCUGAAAUAUUCCAUACAAUAGGCGCAGUUAGUAUGAAACUACAAGAGCAAUACAGCAAAAACGGAAACGGAAAUGGUAAUAGAGAAGCCGGCUAUAUCCAACUAGAACAAGAAAUACUAGCUCCACUUGCCGGAUCUGGACAAAUAUAUGCUUUACCAGUCACAAAUUGGUGGUCGCAGUUAAAAACUGCCGGUUCAGCUAUCUAUGCUAAUCGUCAUUAUUUACAGCUUUAUAAGGCAAAGCAUCCAGAAAGAUUAUGUUCACCAGGAGGAAAUGAAGAAAGGUGUGUAAUUUACCCCGAUGUCCUUGUAGAUAAAACAGCAUCUAUUCAUCCUACGGCUGUGUUGGGACCUAAUGUAAGUAUAGGAGCAGGUGUCACUGUAGGAUCCGGAGUACGAAUACGAGAAAGUAUUGUUUUGAAUGACGCAACGAUAGAAGAUCGUAGCUUAGUCCUUCAUAGUAUCAUCGGACGAGGUUCAAGAGUGGGUAAAUGGGCACGAGUCGAAGGAACACCGUCGGAUCCGGAUCCAAACAAACCCUUCGCUAAAAUGGAAAACCCGCCAUUAUUUAAUUCAGAUGGAAAGCUCAAUCCGUCAAUUACUAUUUUAGGUUGCUCGGUGAGUGUUCCGUCAGAAACUAUUUUAUUAAAUUCAAUCGUACUUCCCAACAAGGAACUAUCAAGAAGCAUUAAAAAUGAAAUAAUUUUAUAAAUACAGAAAUAAAAACCAAGAUGCACAAACAACUUUUAUAAAAAUUUUCAAUUUGGAGUGAAUGUUAUGUUUUUAUCUUUGUACAAAUAUUUUUAUUUUAUUUUUAAAGAUUUAUUUUUACUUUUACUAAUCAUUCCAGACUGAAUAAAUAUUGACUUCCUGAU